Molecule: messenger RNA, 1236 nt
Organism: Oreochromis aureus
Lineage: Eukaryota; Metazoa; Chordata; Actinopteri; Cichliformes; Cichlidae
Exons: 1
Coding region: 1-1236 (411 amino acids)
Biological process (GO): DNA integration
Molecular function (GO): nucleic acid binding
Source: RefSeq, a predicted model, not a curated record
AUGGGCUCACCAAGAGUACAAAGAUGGGCCGUGACAUUGAGUGCUUACGAGUACAACAUCAGGUACAAGCCAGGAAAACACCAUGAAAACGCCGAUGCGCUCAAUCGGUUGCCGGUAGCAGACUCAGCACCUGAGCAAGAGAUGGCUGAGCAGGUUUUAAUGAUGGAUGUACUGGAUGACACAUUAGUUGACACUGCACAGAUCAAACGUUGGACAGCUAAGGAUAUCUUGUUGUCGCAAGUCCACGAGUACACCUUAAAAGGCUGGCCAGCUCAGACCGAUGCCUGUUUAAAGCCGUAUCGACAGAGGAAGCUGGAAAUGUGUGUGACGGAUGGUUGUGUGCUCUGGGGAGCCCGAGUAAUUAUUCCCACCAAAGGCCGAGACAAAAUAUUGAAACUCCUGUACCAGACUCAUACAGGCAUGUCGAAGAUGAAAGGCUUGGCAAGGUCUUAUGUAUGGUGGUCAGGGAUGGAUGUGAACAUUGAAAGAGAAGUGCAGGCAUGUGAGGAGUGUCAGAAACACCAUAAGUCACCACCUACUGCACCAUUACACCCGUGGGAGUGGCCGGAGUCACCAUGGUCCAAAAUCCAUGUGGACUACACAGGGCCUUUCCUCAGGGAGAUGUUUCUAAUCAUUGUGGAUACUCAUUCCAAGUGGAUGGACAUUUACCCUGUGAAAUCCUCUACAUCACAGGUAACUAUAGAGAAACUGCACCAGAGUUUCAGUGUGUUUGGACUACCUAAAAUGUUAGUUUCAGACAACGGAACAUGUUUCACAAGUGCUGAAUUUGAGUCAUUCAUGAAGCAGAAUGGAAUUGACCAUGUGAGAUCAGCACCUUUCCACCCUUCUUCAAAUGGGCUGGCUGAGAGGGCGGUCCAGACCUUUAAGGAGGGGAUGAAGAAAGUCAAAGGUGAUACCUUGCAAACCAGACUGUCCCGAUUUCUGUUCAGUUAUCGCAUCACACCGCAUGCCACUACUGGUUUAUCACCUGCAGAGUUGAUGAUGUCACGGAGACUCAGAUCAGUUUUGGACUUGCUCAUGCCUGAUGUGAAAACAAAAGUGCAGCACAAACAAUUGAAACAGAAAGAAAAUCAGACAGGGAGGCGGAGCCAUUGCUUGACAAAGAAGCAGUGCCUGAGUGCUGCUUACCAUCAGAGUUGGACACAUCGCCACAACCUCCGGCAACGGAGCUGCCUUAUGCUCCGGAGACUCGGCCUCCCGGACACUCCUCAAUGA